GCUUCUGGGCUUUAUAACUGAACCAAGCCCACCAAAGCGUUGAGAAUUAGGGUUUCGCAAUUCGCUUUCUAUAAAUUCACACAGAAAGAAAACCACACUCUUCUACCUCGUGCUUCUUCCUCCUCUGCACUCUCCACAACAAGCUUCAAUCCAAGGAGAUGGCUGCAAUUCCUGGACAACUCGUGUGGGAGAUCGUGAAGAGGAACAACUCUUUUCUGGUGAAGGAGUUUGGCAAUGGUACUCAGAGUGUUCAGUUCAGCAGAGAGCCUAACAAUCUCUACAACCUCAACACCUUCAAGUACUCUGGUUUGGCCAACAAGAAGACUGUGACCAUUCAGGCUGCGGGCAAAGAUCAGUCUGUGUUGUUGGGAACGACCAAGUCAAAGAAGGAGACCAAGCCUGCAGCUUUGGUUCACAAGUCUGUCAUGAAGAAGGAGUUUCGCAGGAUGGCUAAGGCAGUGCAAAAUCAGGUGGCUGAUAACUACUACAGGCCUGAUCUCAAGAAGGCAGCUCUUGCAAGGUUGAGUGCUGUCAACAGGAGCCUCAAAGUUGCAAAGUCUGGUGUCAAGAAGAGGAACAGACAGGCUGUGAGGGUCCCUGGUAGGCAGUGAAUUGAGAAGAGUUAAAUUACAGUUUACAUUUCUAUCAUUGUUUUCUCCUUUGCUCCUUUGUAGUUUGUGUACUAGAGUUCGGUUCUGGAUGUUUGGAAUUUUGUUUGAAAAGGCAACUAUUGUGUUUUCCGCAUAUAACUGGAGCUACCAUGUUUUUAUCUGGUUUUAAAAUUUUCGUGACUUGAUACAAAUGAUUCAAGGAUGUUCAUAUUUUCUUUA
Messenger RNA from Lotus japonicus, 830 nucleotides. RefSeq names its product 60S ribosomal protein L28-2-like. Gene Ontology annotation, cellular component: ribosome; cytosolic large ribosomal subunit. The record is from RefSeq and is a predicted model, not a curated record. The coding region runs from base 159 to 611 and encodes 150 amino acids. Lineage: Eukaryota; Viridiplantae; Streptophyta; Magnoliopsida; Fabales; Fabaceae. Gene Ontology annotation, biological process: translation. The transcript is spliced from 4 exons. Gene Ontology annotation, molecular function: structural constituent of ribosome.